This is a messenger RNA of Chara braunii, 2400 nucleotides long. The record is from the annotation of a GenBank genome assembly. NCBI's taxonomy places the organism in Eukaryota, Viridiplantae, Streptophyta, Charophyceae, Charales, Characeae.
GGAGCAGAUCGCGUCGCGAUUGUUUGUUUGAGGAGGGAGGACAGGUGAGAAACCAAGCUCAAAAAAAAAAAAAAAAAAAAAAAAAGGAAACCGAGGUCGAGCUCUUUACAGUGUCGGGGCCUGAAAUGCUUUUUGUCGUCAGCGAGGGAAACGAGAACCGGCCGCGCAGCCACGUGGUCUUUGUUCUGUCUUUAGCGGGCGAAAAGACGAUCACCGCCCGCGCAGCCACGUGGCACAUGUUUUGUCGUUAGCGGUGGGAAAUGACGACGACCGCACGAGCAGCCACGUGCUGAUUGCCUGGCCGAUGGCUUGCCAGCUUGGCCCCUCUCUCGCCAUAGCCACGGCAGCAAAAGCUUCUUCUCAGACGACAAGGUGAACCUCUGAGCUGGACUACUGACUCCAGCUCUCUAUCUCACACCUGAAAAAGGAGAUCAGCCAUGGCUGUGGCUGCAGGAGCAUCUGGCAUCGGGCAAAUCCAACGGCAAGCAUUGGGACUGGGACUGAAGUGGACAGAGGCAGUCGAUGACGGAAAGGGAAAUCUGCGGUCCAGACAUCAUCAGACUGAUCUUCAGAUCCCGUCGUGUAGCGGGUCUUGUGCCUGGGAAGCCCGCACGGUCAGCCAUUAUAGCUUUGUCCGUUUGACAGGCCCUGGGGGGGUGCAAGAGCACAAGCCACCAUCGCUAUCAUGUCCAGCGUCCUCGUUCCGACUGCGCAGAUGGCCAUCAUCAUCAUCGUUGAAACGAGGGACCAGAAGGGUGGCUGCUGUGACGUCAACAAUAAUUGCGCCUGUCUGGAGGAGAGGAGGGAAGCAGGUUGGCAGGAUAGCACCUUGCAGGGCAGCUUCCAUGAGUGGAUCUUCGUCGGCACAGGAGGACCAGGCGAAGGAGGAGCAGCAGGGAAUGGGAGUGGUGGAUGGGAGGAACUUCUCCUCUCCGUUAUCAGAUUACAAUGAGGAGGGGAAGGAGGAGGACCAGGGAAUGGAACCGGCAGAUGGGACCAAUUUGUCAGCUGUGGGACAAGCUUCAAUAGCUAGUCCUGCAUCGUCUCCUCCUCCUCCUCCUCCUCCUGCUGCUGCAAUCAUUUCCCCUGUUCUCUCUAUCCCCAGUGACACUGAAUCUGACACCAAGUCUGACACUGAAUCUGACAGUGAUUCUGACAAGUCUUUUGUGGCUGCUGCUGCUGCUGCUCUAGAUGAUGUUUCUGCUUUUAUGGAUAAUGUUGCUGAUGUUGAUGUGGAUAAUGUUUCUGCUUUUAUGGAUAAUGUUGCUGCCGUUUUGGAUAAUGUUGCUGUUGCUGAUGUGGAUAAUAUUGCUGCUGUUGUAGAUAAUGUUGCUGCUUUUAUGAAUAAUGUUGCUGCUGUUGUGGAUAACGAUGCUCCUGGUCUGGAUAAUGAUAUGGAUUCGUCAUCGUCUGUAGUAAGGGAACCGACGAAUGGAUCUUAUGUACAAUUGGCAGUUGAUCUUGUGGGUAAAUCUGAUGAUGACUCUGUCGAGAGGAUUGCUGCCAUGCGGGAGUCCUCUACCGCAGAGGAAGCUGAUGUGUCACAACCGGUGCGUACCUCUGUCGAUGCAAUGACAGCCGCUCACUCUGACACUGACACUGACACUGACACUGACAGAGCAAGUACGGCAGCUGCAUCUGUGGGGAAGAGAUCGAGUGACUUCCAACAACCCACUGCAGCAGCUUCAGGGAGGAAUGAAAGGGAUGCGAGUUCUUCGUCCGGAGCUUCUGCGGGCAGACGUGCAAAGAGGCGGAGAAACAUUUCUGACUACAUGAGGAUAGUAUCAGACUACUUGAAAUAUGAGAAAGGACCGCCUCGAUGGCUUGCUCCUAUCGAUGCGGAACCGCAGAGGGCCGAUGCACCCUUGAUGCUCUUCCUUCCCGGUAUUGAGGGCACAGGUUUCAGUCUUUUGCUGCAGCAUGAGUCGUUAAAAAGGUAUUUUGAGCUUUGGUGCUUAAGUAUUCCUCCCUCCGACCGCACACCAUUUGGAGAAUUGGUGGACUUGGUUCGAACAACGGUUGAAACCGAGCACAAGCUGAAUCCUGGGAGAGCCAUUUACCUUCUUGGCGAGUCAUUCGGCGGCUCCCUUGCGCUUGCUGCUGCAUCUGAGCUGCAAGAUGUAUACCUGCAUCUUAUUCUAAUCAAUCCAGGUGAUCCCCUGCGUCUAGCAACAGCGGGAUUUGAGGGAUCCCUGCAGCUGUGGGAUCGCAUUUGGAACAUCAGGGAUCGUCUGGUUCAGAUGCUUCCAGAAUUAGGGGUACGUGUGAAAUUGUUGCUGUUGUAGAGGAGGGUCUACUUUCCUUCCUUCAAAGAUUCCUUUUUUCACAUGUUUAUAGUCUCAUUAACUUUUUAGUAAGUUUCUACUGACUGAGAGAGGAUCAGUUUAUGGGCUUAAGUCG